This is a messenger RNA of Bradysia coprophila, 2943 nucleotides long. RefSeq names its product endoplasmic reticulum metallopeptidase 1-like. The record is from RefSeq and is a predicted model, not a curated record. Lineage: Eukaryota; Metazoa; Arthropoda; Insecta; Diptera; Sciaridae. Gene Ontology annotation, biological process: proteolysis. Gene Ontology annotation, molecular function: metalloexopeptidase activity.
CACUUAGCUUAACACUCAUGUAUGAUCCUAUAAAAAUAGAAACACUUCGCCCUAACUGUUUUAUUGAGAUGAGUUUAUCUUGAAUUUAUUUAUUGAUCGUAUAUUGGCCAUAUAAUCUGACAAGAUACGAUUCACAUUGAUACUAUUUCUGACGACACAUGAUAAACGAACGAAAUGACAAUAAUCUAGUCAGUACACAUUUGCGCUUGGUGAAGAAACAUUACAAUAGAAACCGUAUUGACGAUUCGCAUCUUUUUUUCUUGACAAAUUUUCGAGCGUUCGAUAAAAACAUGAGAUCGAGCAGAAAUGAUUUAUAUGAAAAUGAAACCAAAAUCCUUUGGUGGCUGCCUGUUAUUGUUUUACCUUGGUGUGUACUUUAUCUGUUAGUUUUACUAAAUUAUCGUGCAUUACCUACGCCAUUGACGAUUAACGAUGAAGACGAGGUCUCUAAUGCCAACAAAUUUAUCGCUGAACGAGCCCAAGAAUUGAACAGAGAAUUUGCUUCAAUCGGACCGAAAGUAUUUGGAAGUUUUGAAAACGAAGAAUUGGCAUUGGAGUUCUUAAAACAAGAACUUGACUACAUAAUUGCUGAAAGAAAUCCUGUUCAUGAUAUCAGCUACGAUAUACAAAAGUCGUCGGGUAGCCUACAAAUCGAUAAGACCACCGCUCUAUACACCGACAUUCAAAACUUCGUCGUAAAAUUCAGUCCAGCAUCAGCAUCUACCAAUCACAGUUUACUAGUAAACACGCAUUUCGAUUCAGUUCCUGUUUCUCCAGGUGCUGGUGAUGAUGGUAUUUGGGUGUCGGUCGUACUUGAAAUUGUGCGCGUUCUGUCCAAACAAGAUUCGGCGUUCGAAAACACAAUUAUUUUCUUAUUUAAUGGAGCUGAAGAAGUCAAGUUACUUGGUUCACAUAUGUUUAUCACGCAACACCAUUUGGCUGAUGACGUGAAGGCUUUCAUAAAUCUAGACUCUUGCGGUACCGGCGGCAAAGAAGUAAUGUUUCAAUCUACACCACACAACAGGUGGAUGAUGGAUUAUUAUAAAAAUGUUGCGACACAUCCAACAGCAUCGGUUUUGGGCGACGAGUUGUUUAAGGCAGGAUUAAUACCAUCGGACACUGACUUCAGGAAUUUUCGAGAUUUCGGAAAUAUUCCAGGUCUCGACUUUGCCAUUUAUCGAAAUGGAUACAUCUAUCAUACCAGAUACGAUGCGGCCAAUCUCGUACCGAUGAGUACGUUUCAAAAUUCUGGUGAUAAUAUACUGAAUUUGAUACGUGCUGUAGCUGCUUCGCCUAAGUUAUCUGAACCUGCAGCUGACGACGGGGAACUCGUGUUUUUCGACUUUCUUGGUUGGUUCAUGAUAAGUUACACCGCCACUCAUGGAAUUAUCAUCAAUGUUGUCAUCUGUUUCGUAUCAUGUGUUAUAAUUUUGCUAUCUAUGCGUGGAAUAAGUAUAAAAUCGAACUUAUCCGCUGCGGACGCUGCAAAGGAAUUGGGAGUAAUAACAAUGGUCCAACUAGUAAGCAUAAUAGUAAGUCUGGGUCUAGUAUUGCUCCUGGCUUUCAUUUAUGAUGCAGCAUACCGAUCCAUGAGCUGGUUUUCGAAUCCAUGGAUGCUAUUCGGCAUUUAUGUUUGUCCGAUGUUCUUUUGCUUGGGAAUGGGACCAACGUUGUACAUCAUGUACCAGAAGAAGCCCUCAGUGCAUCUCAUGUACUACGUGCAAAUGUUUCUUCACUCGCAGUGCAUUUUCCUAAUAUUGAUGACUUUGAUCCUAACAGGACUUGGCGUUCGAUCGUCAUUUAUUUUAAUGUUUGAUAUUAUCUUUUACUCAGCAUCCACACUAAUAAAUGCUUUGUCUGGACUACAGCAUCGCCCUGCAAUUUGGAUAAUAAUUCAUCUGAUGGGUCAAGUCGUGCCGUUCAUGUUUUUCUCAUACUACACAAUUUUCUCUUUGGACAUGUUCGUACCGAUACAGGGCCGCUCAGAUCCAUCUAUGAAUCCUGAUUUAUUGAUAGCUUUUUCGCUGUCUGGCCUGGCAUUAUUGUUAGGCGGUCUACUCAUUCCGGUGCUCAAUCUGUUCAAACCAGCUUUUUACAUUGUGUGCGGUUUCUUGGUGAUAUUUCUCGCUUUUGUCAUCUGUAUGGCCACCCCACUUGGUUUUCCAUAUAAGCCGAAGGUUUCUACUGAACGAUUUUGGAUAUUCCAUACGGAGCGAUCUUUCCAUAGUUUUGGCGGAGAUUUGAGGAAACAAGAUUCGGUCUACUUUAUAUUGGCCAUGGACAGACACACAGCAGAUUAUGUGUCAGAACUUCCAAUGGCUUCCCGAACGUGGAAUGACUGUCCAUUCGAAAUGUUAUGCGGAGCGCCGUUAUAUUCAACGCGAAUGUUCGGUCAAUCAAAAUCCAGUUAUUUUGUGCCUGCCGAAGAGCCUGACUUCCCAUCAGAAACUACAUUAACCCUUCUAAGUUCAGAAAUGUCUAGCGAAAGGAUCAAACGAUUUGAAUUUCAACUAAUCGCACCUGAUCACAUGGUCAUGGCAAUAUCACCACUACCUGGACAUGAAAUGCUUGAUUGGAGUCUGCUCGAUUUUGUACCGUCCAACGUACAAAUUUGGAAUUCCAACGUCGGUGAUCGUCCCACCUAUUUCGUUCAAUCAGCAUUUGGCAGUGGAAUAAUGAUUUUUACCUUAGACAUACAGAUGGAAUCAGGCCAAAAUUCAACGGCUCCAUCAUUCGAUAUAGCUGUUAUCGGACACUACAAUCACUAUAACGACCAUGAAACAGACGAAUUCAGAGAGUUUAUGCAGACAUUCCCUGAAUGGGCACACAUAACGCCGUGGAUUAGUUCGUACAAUAGCAUGGUAUUUUAAAGAUAUAUUCUUAAGAGUAAAGUUCCAUUAAUUUGGAUUUCAAACAAUAAAAACGUAAUACUCGUACAAUCGG